GUAUAAUUCCCAUUCCACCAAAUUUAAAACUUUCUGUACAUCAAUGCUCAUUUUUCUUUCCUGACCUUGGUCUAUUUCAAUAUGUGGUUCUAGUUUACAUCACUUGUUGAAUUUCCUAACAAACAAAAUGCUUCGCGCGCUAUGACAAUGCAACUCACAGCCUGGAAGAGGGCGGUUUCGAACUUGAACACGCCGUCUACCAAGGAUCUUAGCAGGAUCAAUGGCUCGAAUUCAUUGCCAUCCCGGUCUGCGCGGAGCACCGCAAAUAGCGGUUGGUACUCGGUAACAUUUGCUUCGCCAUACACUUCCAUUUCCAAAUCCCAAAAACAUAAAAAAAGUCUUGAUAGGGAUUUCUUCCUGUCCGUACUCGGGACUUCGGUCACCAAACGAGAUGCCAAGGCUUAUAUGAACAAAUUUGUUCCGUUGUUGGAGAAGAAAGGGGCGACAGGCUUUAAGGAGCGUGCAACACUGACUCGUCCGGCAACUAACAAAGAUGCUGCGAAAGACACGGCUAUAAACGAUGCUCCCAUCGCGAAAAAGGACCCUAUCCAGGGACCUAAACCCGAAGCUGAUGUCGCCAUUCAACUACCGUUGUACGUUGCUCUGGUUAAGUUCCGUGCUCCUCAAGAAGUCGAUGAUGCCACCCUAAAUGGCGUGGGAAAAACUCUAGGUCAACUUCGGAAGCUUGGAUUAAUCAGUAUCGUCGUGGUUGACUGUGGUACCUCUGGGGAAAAUGAGGCCGCUCAGCGACAAACCGCCUCCAUACAAGCUAAUCGUAUUGCUAUGGCGAUAGAUAAAUAUGACGCCCCCGGGGCGCGGGUUAUUGACUCACCAAUUACUAUCGACACUCCAACCGAAGGAGACACUUCACCGUUCACUUCGCGCGGCUUGUUUAUCGGAAAUCCCAAUGAUCUGAUGGCUGCAUUACAAGAGGAGGUGGUCCCUAUCAUUUCCUCUUUCGGGUACACAUCCGAUGCCUGCGCAGUCAAACCAGUUGAUGUCAACGACGCUAUAUUGGCCCUUACGAGACAGUUGUCGGGCCUUCAGUUCAUAGGACAACCGGUUGAAGAUUCAAAAUCGAUACAAACAUCAAGACUAGCCGAGGUUUAUCGACUUAUUGUAUUGGAUCCUUUAGGGGGGAUUCCGGCCAGAAACCGAGCUACUGGAAGGCACUUAUUUCUGAACCUAGAACAAGAAUUACCAGAGGUUCGAAAUGAAUUGACAUCCCCGACACCAACAAGCCCGGAUGGACCAAGUAUGGAUAGUCUGCAGCAUUUAGAAAAUGCCGAACUAACGAAAGAUGUCCUUUCUCUACUACCUCCGACCUCCUCCGCAGUUAUAACAUCCCCACAGGAAGUCGCAAACGAACGUGGGCUACAAGAUAAUAGCGUGGAUUGGGCCCUUGUCGGCACACGACGAGGUCAGAACCCAUUGAUACACAGUCUUCUCACCGACAAGCCGGUCCAAUCUUCAUCGUUACCAUCUGAGCGUUUUAGACCCGUUACGUCACCAAAUGGUAUGGCUCAGAUUGGUUCAUUAACGACACUAGUCAAGCGUGGGAUGCCCUUAACUGUAUUCCCGGAUCCUCGAGUUACCCCAUGGAAACCACCCAUGCCAGGAGAGAGAGGCUUGAACCUUACGGACCCGUGUAUUGAUCUUCCCAGACUCGUCAAUUUGAUUGAAGAUUCUUUCGGCAGAAAACUCGACGUAGAUCACUAUCUGAAGAGGAUCCACGGAAACCUAGCCGGCAUCAUCAUCGCAGGAGAGUAUGAAGGAGGCGCGUUACUGACAUGGGAAAAACCUCCUGGCUUAGAUGGAUCUGAAGCAGAUGACCCAAAGCGGCUCGUGCCAUACUUGGAUAAAUUUGCCGUUCUUCGCAAGAGCCAAGGAGCUGGAGGAGUGGCCGAUAUCGUAUUCAAUGCUAUGGUUCGUGGCUGCUUGCCAGAAGGGGUUUGCUGGAGAAGCAGGAAGGAUAACCCUGUCAACAAAUGGUAUUUUGAACGAUCGAGGGGCUCGCUGAAGUUCAAGGACAUGAACUGGACUAUGUUCUGGACGACUCCUAACUUAGCUUUGGACGGGCAGAAAUUCCGAGACUAUGAGAGUGUCUGUCGAGGAAUUGAGCCGUCAUGGGCGGAUAACAAACCUGUUGUCGAUUAAAUAGAGGAGU
This is a messenger RNA of Annulohypoxylon maeteangense, 2167 nucleotides long. RefSeq names its product N-acetylglutamate synthase. The record is from RefSeq and is a predicted model, not a curated record. Gene Ontology annotation, molecular function: L-glutamate N-acetyltransferase activity, acting on acetyl-CoA as donor; arginine binding. Gene Ontology annotation, biological process: L-arginine biosynthetic process. The transcript has 3 exons. NCBI's taxonomy places the organism in Eukaryota, Fungi, Ascomycota, Sordariomycetes, Xylariales, Hypoxylaceae. Gene Ontology annotation, cellular component: mitochondrial matrix. Bases 142 to 2157 code for a protein of 671 amino acids.